CGAAACCGAUUUACUACACACGCGGUAGAUCGGACGGACCGAACGGACGGACGGCCUGGGACGGGCACCAAUCGAGGUUUCCAGGUCCAUAUACACCGAUAUGCCUUUGCGAGGGCCCCUUCGUCGGCCUGCGCUUGCGCUUCCUCCUUUCACAUGCAACAAUGUCACCACAAAAAUACCCCUCAGGAUAUCACCAUUACCGCGCUCGGUAGCGGUACGGCAGCGUAGAGGACAUGCGACACAUCUUCCGGUACCAGACACGCGGCCAAAGACGGCCAUCUUCUUUCCAGGCCAAGGCGUCCAAAGAGUCGGCAUGCUCACCCCCUGGCUAGAAGCCUUUCCCGCGACAACUUCGGAAAUCAUCGACGAAAUUGACUCGAUAGUGGGCCAUAAGCUCUCGGACGUGAUACAGAAUGGGCCCGGCAAGGACCUCAACCUGUCGCCCAACGCACAACCAGCCAUCAUGGCUACCUCGAUAAUGAUCAUCCGUAUUCUCGAAAAGCAUUUCAACUUUAAAGUCGAAGACAAUGCCCAUUUUACUCUCGGUCACUCUCUUGGCGAAUUCGCUGCGCUUGUCGCAGGCGGCUACAUCCAUUUCGAAGAUAGUCUGCGUAUGGUGCAAAAGCGAGCGGAAGCCAUGUCCAAUGCGACGCGGCAGGCCGAGGAGAUGUAUGGCGGAGAGUACGGCAUGGUGGCACUCGUCAGCAGCAAGGCCGAGCACCUGCCACCCUUGAUCGCCGCAAUCCACGAGUUCGUCGGCUACGACAGCGCCGGCUCGAAAGUGGAGAGCGCCGACGAAUGGUGCCCAAUCGACCAAGUGCUCAUUGCGAACGUCAACAGCAAGACGCAAAUCGUGCUCAGCGGAAGCAUUGAGCGCAUCAAGACACUGGUGGAACACGUGCGGCAGUUCCUGGGACACGACCCACGCGCGGUCAGGCUCAAGAGCGACAGUCCGUUUCACAGUCCCAUCAUGAAGCCGGCCGUCGGGGUGCUGCAGCAGAUGAUGGCGGGAAACAGCAUGGUCAAGGGGAGGGAAAAUGAGGACAUUAUCACGUUUCCCGGCAAGGUUACGUGCAUUAGCAACGUGACGGCCAGGCCGUUUGAAAGUAGGGAGCAGCUCAAGGACCUUUUGGCUCGGCAGGCGGUCGAGACGGUACAGUGGUGGGACAGCAUCAAGUAUCUGGAUCAGUCCAUGAAGGUCAGGAGAUGGGUCGGUAUCGGGCCAGGGUAUGUGGGCCGGAACCUGGUGGGCAAGGAGGUGGGCAUGCGCGGGAAGGAUGUUAUCAAGGGCGCCGGUGUCUGGGCUAUCACCGAUCCGAAGGAGAUUGAGGAGGUGCUUAGGGGUUUGGAAGAGACGGACUUUUAUGAGGAUGACGAGUGGCAGGAUGCAUGGGAUAGGUGGGACUGAGGAGGUAAUCAGUAUUGGGCAUCUUUGGAAAAAGGGCUGUUAUUUUGGAAAGAAUCUGGGAAAUUCAUCGU
This is a messenger RNA of Neurospora hispaniola, 1479 nucleotides long. RefSeq names its product acyl transferase/acyl hydrolase/lysophospholipase. NCBI's taxonomy places the organism in Eukaryota, Fungi, Ascomycota, Sordariomycetes, Sordariales, Sordariaceae. Gene Ontology annotation, molecular function: [acyl-carrier-protein] S-malonyltransferase activity. The record is from RefSeq and is a predicted model, not a curated record. Gene Ontology annotation, cellular component: mitochondrion. The transcript has 2 exons. Gene Ontology annotation, biological process: fatty acid biosynthetic process. Bases 101 to 1408 code for a protein of 435 amino acids.